Messenger RNA from Triticum aestivum (bread wheat), 604 nucleotides. RefSeq lists its product as uncharacterized. Lineage: Eukaryota; Viridiplantae; Streptophyta; Magnoliopsida; Poales; Poaceae. The record is from RefSeq and is a predicted model, not a curated record. The transcript has a single exon. Bases 79 to 381 code for a protein of 100 amino acids.
CCCUUUCCAUGACCCCCUCUCGAUCCCUCUAGCAAGCUCGACCGCCGCACUGCUUUAACGGGCACGCGUACGUCCAUCAUGCGCUGGCCGACGUCGCCCUCCUUGUCCGCGGUGGCGGCGAAGCGGGCGGCGGUGGUUCUGGCACUGGUGCUGGCGAUGGCUGUCGGCCGUGCGCGCGGUGUGGGAGGCGCCCGCGUGCCGCGACCGCCGACAGUGACGACGAACAUGAGCUUCGGCGGCGGGAACGACGAGGGCGUGGAGAUGCGGCGGCUGGCCGGAGGCGGGGCCUCCGCGGAGAACGAGGACUACGGGUACGUGGACCCUCCGCCGGACACCAACCGCCGAGGGGCCGGCGCGCCCAUCCCGCACAAGCACAACUGAGCGAUCGAUCGAUCGACUCAUCUGCUGUCACUAGCUACCACGCGUCGAGCGCCGGCCGCCGGCCCAAGCUUGAUCGAUCGUGAUCCUUUUUUCCCGUUUUCUCAUUGGUCCCCAAAAUAUUGUUACUACCUGCUGCACUAAUUAAGAGAGAGGACCGAUCUUUGUACCACGUUUGUCCAUCAAGAUAUGUAAGCUUAACUGAUUAAGCUCGAUCGGACUACAA